GGUAUAGUCGCCAUUUUGUCUCGCAUACCAACAGUUCUGCUUCUAUUGUUCGCUGUUCGAUCUGUUCCAUUCCAUUAAUUAUAAGACGAAAUACUUGAUAUUAAAAGUGUUUUUCAUUUCAUUUCAGUUAUUUUAUUAUCGAUUUUAUAAAACAUUUUUUAUAUUUUUUUUAUAAAAUAGAAUAGAAUUUUUUAAAAUAAUGAAAGGACUAGUUGCUCUUGUAACUGGUGGUGCUUCUGGAUUAGGACUUGGUGUUGUACAAAGAUUUAUAAAAGAAGGUGCUAAAGUAGUUAUUGCAGAUUUACCAAUAUCUAAAGGAAAUGAAAUUGCUAAUGAACUUGGAGAAUCUGCUAUUUUUACACCAGCAGAUAUAACAUCAAUAAAAGAUAUGAAUGUUGUUGUAAAUGAAAUAGAUAAGAAGUUCAACAAAUUGGAUAUCAUAGUAAAUGCAGCAGGAAUAGCUGUUGCCCACAAAAUAUAUAAUUUUAAUAAAAAUAUACCACAUGAUUUAGAUAAAUUCAACAAAGUGCUUAAUGUAAAUGUUUCUGGAACAUUUAAUGUUAUUAGAUUAUGUCUACCACUUAUGUAUAACAACACACCAGAUAAAGAUGGAUUACGUGGAGUAAUAAUUAAUACAGCAAGUGUUGCAGCAUUUGAAGGACAAAUUGGUCAAGUAGCAUAUUCUGCCAGUAAAGGUGCAGUUGUUGGAAUGACUUUACCAUUAGCUCGCGAUCUUGCUAAUGUUGGUAUUCGUGUUGUUACAAUUGCACCUGGAAUAUUUGAUACACCUAUGCUAGGAGAUUUACCAGAAAAAGUGCGUCUUUACUUAAUGAGAUCAGUACCAUUUCCAAAGAGAUUGGGUACUCCUGAUGAAUAUGCUCAAUUAGCUCAACACAUUGUUGAAAAUUCUCUCCUCAAUGGAGAAGUGAUAAGAUUAGAUGGUGCUCUUAGAAUGCAACCUUAAAUAAAAUUGUUUUGUAAUUUUAUAUAAAUAUGGAAUUGGAUAAAGGGGAAAAAUAUGGAUAUUUUAAAUGAAAAUUGUAUAAAAAAUAUAUAAAAGAGAAAUAAAACAAUUAACAUUUUUACAUGCAACACCAUUAUAAUUCUCUUAAAAUGUACACAAACAACGAAAAGUUUUCAUCUAUUAUAGAUUGGCAUCUGGAUCUACUGCAUCAUGAUCAUCGAUAGUAUAAUCUACUGAGGAAAAGGAUAUUUGUUGCACCAAACCUGGUCCUUGAGAAGUAAGACCGGAUGUUGUGUCUCUUUCAACAUCAAGAUAAUUUUGAGGAACAAAGCCUUCUUCACCACGAUAAUUUCGUGCUCUGAGCCAUCCAUCACCAUCACCUUCACCAACAACUUCUAAUUGCUCACUUUCAACAAUUGACAAUUCAUCAGGAUUUUGUGCCUGUAAUAACAAAUAUUAUUCAUAUAAUACAUAAUUAUUUUUCUAAUGAUAAAA
Messenger RNA from Apis laboriosa (Himalayan honeybee), 1459 nucleotides. It is a transcript of the gene scu, whose product is annotated as 3-hydroxyacyl-CoA dehydrogenase type-2-like. Bases 200 to 964 code for a protein of 254 amino acids. The record is from RefSeq and is a predicted model, not a curated record. Gene Ontology annotation, cellular component: mitochondrion. Gene Ontology annotation, molecular function: estradiol 17-beta-dehydrogenase [NAD(P)+] activity. NCBI's taxonomy places the organism in Eukaryota, Metazoa, Arthropoda, Insecta, Hymenoptera, Apidae. The transcript has 4 exons. Gene Ontology annotation, biological process: androgen metabolic process; fatty acid metabolic process; estrogen metabolic process.